UCCAAGAGAGUCAGGUGCGGUCCACUCUGUCUUUAGCAGCGGCAGGGACUCGAGGCACGGGGAGAUCCCCCAGGAAUCGACCGGUCAGGAGACCAGAGCUGCCUCGCUGGUGACACCCGGUCUCAGACACUCUGUUCCCAUAAACGGCCCAUGGCUGACCAAGGCCCAGGGGGCAGCCGCCUCCCUCUGGCGCUGCCCGCGGCUUCCCAGGGAUGCUCCACCGGGGCCGGCGGCUCCUCGGCGGGGGGCUCGGGCAAUCCGCCGCCUCCACGCAACCUCCAAGGUCUGCUGCAGAUGGCCAUCACCGCGGGCUCCGAGGAGCCCGAUCCCCCGCCGGAACCUAUGAGCGAGGAGAGGCGGCAGUGGCUGCAGGAAGCCAUGUCGGCCGCCUUCCGGGGCCAGCGGGAGGAGGUGGAGCAGAUGAAGGGCUGCCUCCGCGUGCUGUCCCAGCCCACACCCCCGGCGGCCGGCGAGGCCGACCUGACAUCUGACCAGCAGGAGCGAGAGGGCGCCUUGGAGCUGCUGGCCGACCUGUGCGAGAACAUGGACAAUGCUGCCGACUUCUGCCAGCUGUCGGGCAUGCACCUGCUGGUGGGCCGCUACCUGGAGGCGGGCGCAGCAGGGCUGCGGUGGCGGGCAGCGCAGCUCAUCGGGACGUGCAGCCAGAACGUGGCGGCUAUCCAGGAGCAGGUGCUGGGGCUCGGGGCCCUGCGCAAGCUGCUGCGGCUGCUGGACCGGGACGCCUGUGACACAGUGCGCGUCAAGGCCCUCUUCGCCAUCUCCUGCCUGGUCCGGGAGCAGGAGGCAGGGCUGCUGCAGUUCCUGCGUUUGGAUGGCUUCUCCGUGCUCAUGCGAGCCAUGCAGCAGCAGGUGCAGAAGCUCAAGGUCAAGUCCGCAUUCCUGCUGCAGAACCUGCUGGUGGGCCACCCUGAGCACAAAGGGACUCUGUGUUCCAUGGGGAUGGUCCAGCAGCUGGUGGCUCUUAUCCGGACAGAACACAGCCCUUUCCACGAGCAUGUGCUCGGAGCCCUGUGCAGCUUGGUGACAGACUUCCCCCAGGGCGUGCGUGAGUGUCGGGAGCCCCAGCUGGGCCUGGAGGAGCUGCUCCGCCACCGCUGUCAGCUGCUGCAGCAGCACGAGGAGUAUCAGGAGGAGCUGGAGUUCUGUGAAAAGCUGCUACAGAUCUGUUUCUCCACCCCAACGGAUGACAGCAUGGACCGGUGA
Molecule: messenger RNA, 1224 nt
Organism: Elephantulus edwardii (Cape elephant shrew)
Lineage: Eukaryota; Metazoa; Chordata; Mammalia; Macroscelidea; Macroscelididae
Gene: HSPBP1
Product: HSPA (heat shock 70kDa) binding protein, cytoplasmic cochaperone 1
Exons: 8
Coding region: 151-1224 (357 amino acids)
Source: RefSeq, a predicted model, not a curated record